AGGAGUGUGCACCUGCCACCAGUCCAGCUCAGCCAGACUGUGAGAAGAGGCGAGGCGGAGCAAGCCAAGGGAGUGAGUGAACCAUGGACAGAUUGAAGUGCCCGAGCUUCUUCAAGUGCAGAGAGAAGCAGAACGUGACAGCUUCAUCUGAGAACUUCCAUGUUGGUGAAAAUGAUGAAAAUAUAGACCGUGGUAACUGGUCCAAAAAAUCGGAUUAUCUUCUGUCUAUGGUUGGAUAUGCAGUGGGAUUGGGAAAUGUGUGGCGAUUCCCAUAUCUGACUUAUACAAAUGGUGGAGGUGCUUUCUUGAUACCAUAUGCAAUUAUGCUAGCAUUGGCUGGUUUACCUUUGUUCUUCCUGGAAUGUUCACUGGGACAAUUUGCUAGCUUAGGUCCAGUUUCAGUUUGGAAGAUUCUGCCAUUGUUUCAAGGUGUCGGAAUCACAAUGGUCCUGAUAUCCAUUUUUGUGACAAUCUAUUACAACGUCAUAAUCGCCUACAGCCUUUACUACUUGUUUGCUUCUUUUCAAAGUGUACUACCAUGGGCCAAUUGUUCUUCUUGGGCAGACGAUAACUGUAGCAGAUCACCAAUAGUAACCGGCUGUAAUGUGAGUACAAUGACAGGAGAGAUGUUUAUGAAUAUAAGCUGGGUAACUCUCAACAACCUGACCUGCUUGAAUGGUAGUGAAGUUUUUCAGCCAGGGCAACUUCCCAGUGAACAGUAUUGGGACAAAGUGGCUCUUCAGCGGUCAAGUGGAAUGGAAGAAACUGGAGUAAUUGUAUGGUAUUUAGCACUUUGUCUUCUUCUAGCUUGGCUCAUAGUUGGAGCAGCAUUGUUUAAAGGAAUAAAGUCCUCUGGUAAGGUGGUAUAUUUUACAGCUCUUUUCCCGUAUGUGGUUCUCCUAAUUCUGUUAAUACGAGGUGCAACUUUGGAGGGUGCAUCAAAAGGCAUUUCAUAUUACAUUGGAGCGCAGUCAAAUUUUACAAAACUCAGAGAAGCUGAGGUUUGGAAAGAUGCUGCUACCCAGAUAUUUUAUUCCCUUUCUGUCGCUUGGGGUGGCCUAGUCGCUUUAUCAUCUUACAACAAGUUUAACAACAACUGUUACUCUGAUGCCAUUGUAGUUUGCUUGACAAACUGCCUCACUAGUGUGUUUGCUGGGUUUGCGAUUUUUUCUAUAUUGGGACACAUGGCUCAUAUAUCUGGAAAGGAAGUCUCUCAAGUUGUUAAAUCAGGUUUUGAUUUGGCAUUCAUUGCCUAUCCAGAAGCUCUAGCCCAACUCCCAGCUGGUCCAUUUUGGUCCAUAUUAUUUUUUUUCAUGCUUUUAACACUGGGUCUGGAUUCUCAAUUUGCUUCUAUUGAAACAAUUACAACAACAAUUCAAGAUUUGUUUCCCAAAACAAUGAAACGCAUGAGAGUUCCUAUAACAUUGGGUUGCUGCUUGGUUCUGUUUCUCCUUGGUCUCGUCUGUGUGACUCAGGCUGGAAUUUACUGGGUACAUUUGAUUGAUCACUUCUGUGCUGGAUGGGGCAUUUUGAUUGCAGCUAUCUUGGAAAUUUUAGGAAUCAUCUGGAUUUAUGGAGGGAAUAGAUUCAUUGAAGACAUAGAAAUGAUGAUUGGAGCAAAGAGAUGGAUAUUUUGGCUCUGGUGGAGAGCUUGCUGGUUUGUCAUCACGCCUAUCCUAUUAUCUGCCAUUCUAGUCUGGUCACUGGUGAAAUUUCACAGACCUGAUUAUGGUGAUAUUCCAUAUCCUGACUGGGGAGUUGCCCUAGGCUGGUGUAUGAUUAUUUUCUGCAUUAUUUGGAUACCAAUUAUGGCAAUCAUAAAAAUAAUCCAGGCUGAAGGCAACAUUAUUCAACGUAUCAUAAGCUGCUGUAGACCAGCUUCUAACUGGGGCCCAUAUCUGGAAAAACAUCGUGGGGAGAGAUAUAAAGACAUGGCUGAACCUUCAAAGGAGACUGACCACGAAAUCCCCACUAUUAGUGGCAGUACAAAGCCAGAAUAAGAUGUCCCUUUUGAGAAAUAUCUGAUUGUUAUAUAAUGUGAUUUUCUAGGGAAACGUUUUAAUUUAUUUGUGCAUCAAUCAAGCAGAGAAAUGUACAUGCCAUGCUCAGUACAGAGUUGUAAGUACUUUUAUCACCGAAUCAAGAAUGAAAUAUAAAAUGUGAAUCUAUGAAUGUUGACUGAUGUGCUUGUUUCACUUUAGGAUUCGUUAUUUGUUAACACAUAUAUCCAGGUCUAUUUUAUAAUGACAUUUUGUAAGCCCAGUUGUUUUACAAUGACAUUUUGUAAAUAUUAUUGUAAUAUUUCUUUCUCUUUUUUUAGUAUACUGAAGGUUUUCUGUGAGAUGAUUACUUAGGAAGUAGUCACACUUUGUAUUUGCUGAUUUUAAAGACAUUAUUGUUUCUGCAGUCUUAAUAUGCACUUUUAUUAUUCAUAGAAUGGAGAAACAAUAAGUCAGUGUAGUUAAAAGCAAGUGUUAUACAAAGUCAUCUCAUGUACAAUUCACAAAUGGGGCCUGGAGAGAUCACUCAGUGGUUAAGAGCAAUGGCUAUGACAGAGGAUGUAGGUUCAAAUCUCAGCAUCCACAUGAUGACUAAUACUGUCUAACUCCAGUCCCAGGAGUUACAGGAGUCUUCUGACUUCUAUGACACCACACGCAUAUGGUGUGCAUACAUGCAGGCAAAACACGCCCACACAAAAAUACAAGCAAAUAAAUCUCGUUUAAAAAAGAAUGUCACAAGUAUGUAGGGAGAGAACUAUAUAUGAUACGGACUAUUUAAUACCUAUGAUCCAAAUAUGUCCAAACAUGUCAUCCAUUUAUUAUGGUUCACAUUCUCUAUGUAAACUUUGUAGUUAUUCUUAGAGUGAAAUGAGACAAAAAUGAGGAACAGGUGGUCAGAAAAUGAUAAGUCUAGAAAAUGUAAUAUUGAAGUUUUGAGUAUAUCUUACUAUUCAUAGUAUCUUUCUUCUUCAGGUUGUAUUUGGAAUAAAACCAUGACUCAUUUAAUUUCUUUCUUUAUAUUUUAUUUUUUAUUCAUUUCACACACCAACCACAGAUGCCCUUCCUUCCCCUCCUUCCCUUUCCUUUCGUUACCCAUGUCCACUCUGAUCCACUCCACAGAAAGAGUAAGGCUUUCCAUGGAGAGUCAACAAAGCCUGGCACAUUCAGUUGAGGCAGGACCAAGCCUCUCCCUCCCCUGCUUCAAGGCUCAGCAAGGCAUUCCACUACAGAGAAUGGGCUUCAGAAAGCCAGCUCAUGGCUUAUAAUAAUGUAAUAAGUAGUUCAUUACAUUCUCUGAAUUCUAAAUUUAACUGCAGAUAAAAUUUGCAUUAAAUUGUUUCUGAUCUGGCAUAUUUAUAAUGAUAUAUAUCUAACAGAUUAAGGGCAAUAAUCUUGUCUUUUAUGUUUUUGUUUUUGUCAAA
Messenger RNA from Chionomys nivalis (European snow vole), 3421 nucleotides. RefSeq names its product solute carrier family 6 member 14 (gene Slc6a14). Lineage: Eukaryota; Metazoa; Chordata; Mammalia; Rodentia; Cricetidae. Gene Ontology annotation, cellular component: membrane. Bases 84 to 2000 code for a protein of 638 amino acids. The record is from RefSeq and is a predicted model, not a curated record. Gene Ontology annotation, molecular function: L-proline transmembrane transporter activity. Gene Ontology annotation, biological process: sodium ion transmembrane transport. The transcript is spliced from 14 exons.